AUGCACGCCCCAACGCCGCUGGUCGAUCCUGCCACGAUCCUCUCCUACGAUGACUUCUACACGGUCACCAAUGCGGCCUGCGCCUACCCUCGUGACUGGUUCUCUUUGGAGCACAACAGCCCAGGAGACCAGGAGCAGCUCUGUAUGCCAGCGCGCACGCUCAAGUGGGAGCGGGGGAAAGGCUUCAAGGCACCAAAAAUGUGUACGACUUGCCACAUCCCAAAGUACGAGGGCAUCAAGAAUGGCCCACCGGAGAAGCAGGUCAAGAAGCACGUCUGUGUCUUCCAGCCUUGCAAGAGCCUCACGUCGUGCUUGUCCCACCGCUACCGGGAGUGUGUCGCCCACAGCCAAGAACUCUUGUCGUGCAAGCAGAAGCUCAAGGAUGCCGAGGAGGUCGAGCGCCAAGCUGCAGCAGAGAUGGCCCGUUGGGAGGCUGUGCAGAGGAAUCAGGAGAAGGCUGAACAUCGCCUUGAUCGUGGUAAGAUUCAAGCCUUGUCGCACUCUAUGGGCGAGGACGCCAUGCGGGAAAUCUUCAAUGAUUCGCUCUCUGAAUCACGCAUGAAGUACGCUAAACGAAAGAGAGGGGCUUUUGUUGACCUCACUUCUGAGGACAACCCAAUGUUGCCUUCUAAAAUCACAGAAAGCCUCAAGGCCAAGCUGGUCAAGCAGGCAGCUGACGAUGACGAGUUUGAGUCUUCCCCUGCUGGCUUCCUGAGCGCACUGGCCAGCAACGCGAGCGCAGCAAGUCGGCGUCUGGUUUCAUCACUCACAAUGGGUGAAGUCCAGGACCGCCUUCAGGCACUGCGCAUGGAGAAACGCGAACUCAUUGCCCGCCGCGAGGAGCUCCUCCAGCAGUGCGCCACCAAGGAUGUGGAAGUCGAAGUCCUUGCGGACUGUGCGGAGCUUGUGCGCCGUGGCCAGCUGCCCCAGUACCUGCUUGACACCCUGAUGGCCACACUUGCCUGCCCACAACCAACACCUCCUUGCCCCCCUGUGGACAACGAUGUCCUGCUGCCCAUUCCUGGGGUGAGCGAUAAAUAA
Acanthamoeba castellanii str. Neff is the source of this 1041-nucleotide messenger RNA. RefSeq lists its product as uncharacterized. The record is from RefSeq and is a predicted model, not a curated record. The transcript is spliced from 4 exons. Lineage: Eukaryota; Discosea; Longamoebia; Acanthamoebidae. The coding region runs from base 1 to 1041 and encodes 346 amino acids.